GUUUCUUCUGUUAUGGUUCAUAGCCAUUUACAGUACCUAGGCUUUCUAUUUUUGGUAUAGAUAAUGAUGUUCUUUUUACAUGCCAUGAGACUUGCUAGAGUUCUACAUCUUCUAUUGCUUAUUAAAUAUGCUUUGAUGCAUGGAGUCAUUGCCAGUACAAAGCAUUAUAUUGUCUACAUGGGAGAGCAUUCCCAUCCCGAUUCAGAAUCUGUCAUCACAGCAAACCAUGAGAUGCUUGCUUCAGUUACUGGAAGUAUGGAAGUAGCAAAACAAAUAACCGUUCAUCAUUACAGUAAAAGCUUCCGAGGCUUCUCUGCCAUUCUUACACCAGAACAAGCUCAACAAAUUGCAGAGAGCAAGUCAGUUGUUUCUGUGUUUGAAAGCAGGAUGAAUCAGAUUCAUACCACACAUUCAUGGGAAUUUUUAGGAGUGAGCUCCAUGCAACAAUAUAAGCAGCCUCAAUUGGACUCACUAUCCAAUGUAAUUGUUGGCGUCAUCGACACCGGAAUUUGGCCAGAAUCAGAGAGUUUUGAUGAUAGAGGGUUGGGCCCUGUGCCUGAGAAAUUCAAGGGAGAAUGCAUGCCUGGUGAGAAGUUUGAAUUGUCCAACUGCAACAAGUAAGACAGGUUCUUUAUAUUAAAACUGUUGAAUAAAAGGGGUCAAAAAUGAAACACUCUCACAGGAAUUUUAACAAACAGUUGGUGAGCGUAAUGAACAAUGAAGAAAAACUAAGCAAUCUGAAAAGUAAAGAUCACAAGAUGCU
Molecule: messenger RNA, 763 nt
Organism: Rubroshorea leprosula
Lineage: Eukaryota; Viridiplantae; Streptophyta; Magnoliopsida; Malvales; Dipterocarpaceae
Source: the annotation of a GenBank genome assembly